AUGCCAAAAUCACUUCAUCUGUCGGUUGCCGACCAGAGCGUUGCUCGAGUCUACAUCCAGACGCUCUUACUGUUCCCGUUCCCAGACGAUUCUCAGCGGGAGGCUGCAGUCCAGUCCCUCGAAAGGGGUCUGCAGCAAACAUUGAAAGACUUGCCUUUCUUUGCCGGGACCGUUGGACCUGCGCAUCCUCAAACUGGCCGAAUUACAUUGACCUAUCCGGACGAGAUACCUCAUGCUAUCACGGCAGACAUCUUUGCAUAUGACAUCCUUCCUCAUGACGACGAAUUUCCACACCACUACGAGCAACUCAAGAAAGAUGGCAUGCCACAGAAUGUGCUGACAGGCAAACGAUUUUGUCCUAAGACCUUGAGGCGUCGGGCCGGUGUUCCUGAAUAUGCCGAAGGAAUCAUGCAGUGCAAUGACGGCGUGCCAGCCCUUGCUGUGCAAGCAUUCUUCAUCCCAGGUGGCCUCGUCUUAAGCACAUAUUUCCAUCACAGUGUCGUCGAUGGAUCGGGAAAGACUGAGUUCUGGAGGCAGUUUGCUGCGAAUGUGUAUCACCAAACACAUCCCCCACCGUCAUGCGAAACCUUCAUGCAUGAUCCCGCAUCGAACAAGACAUGUACAGCUGUUGAGUCUAUUCCCGACCAAUCAGCACUUCGUGCAAGUGUAGAUGCGAGGAUUCGGUCUGUUGAUAAAGCUCCAUCGGCUGAUGCGUACGGUGUUCCCAAUUACAAGCGCACACUCCCUGUGGGUACACCUUGUGAAUCCAAGAUAUUCUCCUUUCCAGCUGAGCGAAUCCGUCAGUUUCGCGAUAUGCUUAGGGAUGAGGACAAAGUGUUUACAGAAAAACCUAUGACUCGAUGCAACGUCCUGGCUGCACUGAUUUGGGUUCAUGUCACACGCGCACGACAAGCGCGGUUACAGCAACAUGGUUAUCGAACAACAAAGCUGGGGGUCGCGGUCGAUCUGCGCAAAAGAAUCAACGAGCCAUUAGAAUCGACGUAUAUUGGAAACAUGGCGUUGAUGACGACAGCCACCUCGCCCAUCUCACACUUUUCUGCAGAGCAACGUGUCACCAACGCUACGAUCAUUCCAGCCAUCCAGCAUAUUAAUACCUCCAUCUCACGAGUCGAUGACACGUGGGUACAACGCCAUCUCAGUUACUUUCAGUCGCUCUGCCCAAUCACCAAUACUGAAAUCAAUCUUAAGUUCAACACAGGGCCUGAUCUCUACAUCACUUCGUGGCUACAUUUCGGGGCUGACCUCGCCUGGGGCAUUCCUGGUACCAGUUCGCCUACUCCAGAUUUCAUCAGACGUACUCACAGCCCUUCGGAUGGUGGAAUAAUAAUCAUGCCGAGAAAGAGUGGCGUCGUGAACGGUAAGGAGGCGCCCUAUGAAGUCCUCAUUCGGUUAGCUACCGAGGAUAUGGAGCGGUUGAUCAGUGAGGAGGAUGGCCUCAUCAAGAAAUGGGCCGGGAAAAUUGUGGGAUGA
Molecule: messenger RNA, 1491 nt
Organism: Aaosphaeria arxii CBS 175.79
Lineage: Eukaryota; Fungi; Ascomycota; Dothideomycetes; Pleosporales
Exons: 2
Coding region: 1-1491 (496 amino acids)
Biological process (GO): secondary metabolite biosynthetic process
Molecular function (GO): acyltransferase activity, transferring groups other than amino-acyl groups
Source: RefSeq, a predicted model, not a curated record